Messenger RNA from Rotaria sordida, 1143 nucleotides. NCBI's taxonomy places the organism in Eukaryota, Metazoa, Rotifera, Eurotatoria, Philodinida, Philodinidae. The record is from the annotation of a GenBank genome assembly.
AUGGAUGAUGAUCUGACAGAAUAUCCUACACAUCGAGUACGUUUACAACCAUGUCAAUUUUGUGAACGUCAAUUUAAUGUUGAAUCAUUGAAUAAACAUCAAGCUAUUUGUCGAAAAGUUGUAAAGAAAGAACGAAGAGUAUUUGAUGCAGGUAAACAACGAGCUACUAAUUCUGAUGUACCAUAUAAAGCAACUAAAAGAACAGCACAGGUUUAUAAUGGUGAAGUUCGAGCUAAUGAUGAUAGAUCAAAAUAUGGAUCGAAACCAAAUUGGAGAGAAAAACAUAGACAAUUAAUUCAAUCUGUACGAGAAGCUCGUUCUGUGACUCGUGCUAUGAAACAAGGAGGACCAUUACCUGCUUUUCGACCAAGUGAAAUUCCAUCAGACUAUGUUAAUUGUCCACAUUGCCAUCGUAAUUUUAAUAAACAUGCUGCUCAACGACAUAUACCAUUUUGUCAGACGCAACGUGAACGAAAACAAGUGCAACCUUCUAAACCUACUCAGCAAUAUGACAGGGGACGAUCACUUUCACCACAAAAACCACCUCAACAUCGACAACAACAGUCAUAUAGUACAAGUGCAUAUUCAGAUUCACAUAAUGUUUAUAGUAAUGGUUACAAACAUAGCAAUUCAGCUCCGAUGAUUGUUCGACGAAAUCCAUAUGAUCAUCAACAACAACAACAACAACAACAACCACCACCACCACGUAAAGCACCUGGUGGUGGUGGUUGGAGUUUACGAAAAAUAUUUGGUUUCGAUUCUGGAGCAGAACCAAUGCCUCGAUCUAAUUAUUAUGCACCUGAAGAUGAAGAUUAUUAUCAACCAUCGAAUCGUCAUAAUAUUCAACAACCGGUGCUUAUGCGUACGGGACGUACAAAUCAGAAUACAAGUUUAAAUGUACGUGCUCGUCAACGAAAUGAUGAAGUUAAUUCAUAUGUACGCCGAGCAUCACCGAUUAAAUUUGCUCCUUCUUCAUAUGGUGAAACAAGAUAUCAACAUCCAAAUAGUCAAUAUAAUUCUAUGAGACCAACAGCUGUUGGACGACCCCCACUACCACCAACAGCUAUUCGAUGUGGUGAAUGUGGUAAUAUAUUUAAUAUUGCAUCAGCAAGAUAUUGUGCUCAUUGUGGUUCGAGACGUUAA